UUGUUUGGAAUUAAAGUGUUUCUACUUGUGCUGUUUAAAAAAUACCGUGUUGCCAACAAGUGGUUUUUUUGGAGUACCGAGUACCGACGCCCUAUGGAAACAGAACUCUAUUACUGAGGUACCUGUGCCUGUCCGUCGUUCUGUCCAGGCUGUAUCUUAUAAACCGUAAUAGCUAGACAGUCGAAAUUUUCAAAGAUGAUGUAAUUCUGAUGCUGCUCUAACAAUAAAUAGGUACUUGAAACACGAUUGCUAUGAUCAUGCAUUCGAUGUGUGAUAUACUUUGAUUUUCAUUAGGUACAUGAAAUCCUAAGUGGCUUAUUCUGACAAGCAUUUGGCCGGUUUCAUGAUUAAAGGAAAAUAAGAUUAAAAUAAUUUGUGAGGAUAAUAUAAAAAAAAAGCGUUAAAGUCAAAAUAACAAGUCGAUCGUAUUUUAUGCGCCUAUAUGUUAAUUCAAAAUUUAAUCUUAGCAUACGUAAUAAAUGAUUGUGCUAGCAUUACGUCAUAAUGCGACAAUAUUACAUUAUGUAAUUUCUGAUAUGUCUGACCGAUCAUCCAUUUAUAGUUAUUCAGCUAAAUGAAGUGCCUAUCAUAACUCUAGAUAUGCAUACGAGCCACAAUAACAAAGGACUGUGUAAAAAUAUUCAUUUUAUAAAACAACUUAUAAAUGGCUUAAGUCAAUUAACUAUUGUUAGUGCAUUAUAAACGUAAUUACAAUGGUUUUAAGUUUAAAAUGAUUUAAAGUGACUGGCAGACAGGUGUCCGUUCCAUGGUCAAUGACUUAUGAGAAAGAGAAAUGACGGAGUGCACGUGUUCAAGUAAUUCAAGGGUCUAACUACCAUGUGUGUUCUUUGACGUUUUUCCUUAGAUAAUAAUCAUUUUAAAACGAUAAGGGAAAUUGAGACCGGUGUCAAACAAUCUAGUUAUUGCUCUUCAAGCUACAAUAAGGCUCAUAAUAGCUUAAAUUAUUACAAGCAUAUGGAAACAGCUUAGAUAAUCCUAGGCGUAUUAUACACACUUAAACGUAUACUUAUUAGGACCUCAUUGUAAAAAACCAAUCAAGGUAGAGCCCAUAGGGUUCCAUACAAAUAGGAUAAAAUCGGAUAAAUCGGUCGGGAGACCUGUUAUUUGAACCUACCAAGAAAUGUAUGACUCUAACAACCAUGGCUUCACGUCAACCUCUUAAGUAUUUAAAAAAAGACACUUCGUCUGUGAAAAGUUCAGCUGUCUAUCACGGAUUUGACAUACAUCCUUGUGACUGAAGGAUGGACAUACAGAUGGCCUUCAGUAAUGGAGUUCCGUGUUACACUUUUACGGAACCUUAAAAAUAUAUCAAUAUUUCGUUUUUUUAUGAAUUUUUUAAAUAGUACAAAUCAAUAAAAUACAGAAAACAUCCAAAUCGAAGUCACAGCCAUUUCUGACGAAAUAUUCUGUUAGUAAUAAAAAAUAGUAGAACUCUAACGAGCUAUCGACCCUUCGAAUGUCACAUAGUGCUAGUAUCCGACGUUCUAUAUCAAAGUAGUUUUGUAAUUUAAUUACCAGUUACCUUUAGAUGAAACGCGAAAACGUUAAGUGUUAAUCAACGUUUGAAAAGAAUUCGUUACGCUCUCGCAUGCUGUUAAUUAUUUUUUCCAAUUUAUCUUCAAGGUGACAUGAUGGAACUAUCGUUAGGGUGUAGCUUUAAUUCCUUACUAACUGCGACUAUAGUUUGAAAACUAAAAGAGUUUCCUAUUAAAAUGUUCAUAAAAAUAUAAUAAUAGCGACAUAAAAUGUCUGUUAAACGAUUUCUUUUUCUUAGUAAAACAGGUGUGAAAUUAAGUCUUGAUAUAGGACUCGAGACACAUUGUUUUGUUUUAUGAACUGACUUUUCUAUAAAUGUUUUAAUAUUUAAAUGUACUCGUAACGAGAAUGCCCGGGCAUAGGAAUACAUUUUUGUGACUUACUUGGACAAACCCCAUUGUUUUGGGCAUAAAACUACGGCCAUUUUCUUUUGGUCACGUCAAACCAUUGACGUCAUGACAGUUAAAACUAUAUGCUAUUGAGUAUGUCAUAUUGUCCAGUAUUGUCUAUUUCUAUUCCAACAAACGGAAGUUUAAAUUAAGAUCAUUCUAACAAUUACAGUGAAGUCCAAUGUGCAUGCGCACAUGUAUGUAGUGUACAUAUUGAUUGUUAUUUAUGAUAUAUGCGUGACAUGUGGACACUGUUAUCAGUCGUACUCCAAUCUCCACCUGGACUGGUGUUGCGAGGGCGAAGACUGAGGUAUGGGAAAAGCAGCUGACGCUCGGUAAGAAUCAUGCCGGUACUACGCAACGCCGACCACCCGGUCGCCACGGUGACCGACUCCACCGCCACGCGGUACGUCGUCGCUGUGCUCGGAGCUUGGGCUGCAGAAGGAGCAACAUAUCCGUUCGACCUAACAAAAACAAGGCUACAGAUUCAGUCGGAAGUCGCUGGCGCUAAACAUGGCUACAAGUUAGAAAACCACGGCAUGAUCAAAACAGCAGUGGGUAUCGCGAAGCAGGAGGGGGUUGCCAAGCUAUGGACGGGCCUGAUGCCGAUGUUCCAACGCCAUGCCAUCUACUCUGGCUUCCGGCUAAUCAUCUACGAGCAUUUCCGAGACCACUUCAAGGAUGAAAAUGGAAAAGUCUCUUUGGGAAUCGCUUCAGUGGGUGGUCUCGCUGCGGGCUCGCUGGCGCAGCUGAUCGCGUCGCCCACGGACCUCGUCAAGGUCCAGAUGCAGGCUGAAGGCCGCCGGGUGCUGCAGGGCAAGCCGGCAAGAUUCACCAACUGCCGGGAUUGUUAUAAGAUGCUGUAUAAGGAGACCGGGAUCAAAGGAUUUUGGAGAGGCGCCAUCCCCAACGUGCAGCGCGCAGCUCUCGUCAACAUGGGAGACCUGGCGGCAUAUGACUACACCAAACAGUUUCUAAUGAGAGAGUUCGGGAUGGCUGACACGGCUGUGGUCCAUGCCGGCGCCGCCUUCGCCGCUGGCUUCGUGGCCGCUGUGCUGGGCACACCAGCUGACGUGCUCAAGACGAGACUCAUGAAUCAGCCCGUUGGACCCGACGGGAGGGGUUUGUCUUACCGCGGCAUGAUCGACUGCCUGCAACAGUCAGUGAAGCACGAAGGUGUGUUAUCGUUAUACAAAGGCUUCUUACCUCUGUGGAUGCGGCUAGGACCCUGGGCGCUUAUCAACUGGAUCGCCUUCGAGAAUAUCAUGCUGGCUAUUGGCGGUAAAACGUUUUAGAUCACCUGUCACCUGUGGUAUUUGCAAUCUGUGGUACAAGCCAGUUAGGGCGUAAGGCUAGUGCGGAUAGUGCCUGAAUGAUUUGGUAUUAUUGCGUCGCAAUUUCUGUUUUUUUUGUCGUGUGAAAAUUUACCAAUCAAAAUACAUCGUACAAUGUGUUGAUUGACUUAGGUAUCAAUUGUUUCUAAAACUAGUUAAAUAAUGCAUAGGAUCGAUGCCACAGUAAUAAAUUUAAUUCUAUAAAAAUGCAGAUACUUAAUACAAAUAAUGUAGGAAAUAAGUGGUAAAUAUGACUCAACUCACACAAAUAUUUUAUUAUCAGUUAAAAUAAGGUCGUGGUGCUAGAUAGGAGCUAGCAACAUUGUAACCGGUAUGUAUGUUCUCCAAAUAUUCGAAUCAUCAAAUCAGUAAUAAUAACUUCGCUGUUCCAUCAGUAAAAAUCUUGUUACUUACGAGACAACGAAACAAAAAUGUAUAUUAUUAUAUUUAUAAGGAAAAUGAAAAGAUGAUACAAAGGUAUAAGGCCUAUAACCUACGCUAAAAAUAUAUUUAUUAUGAUUGGCGAGAAUAUUAUGCAAACUUGUGUUUGAUUUGUGAUACUUAGUUUAGAUAUAAUAGAAACAAAUUUAUUAGGAGAAUUUUGAAUUAUUUAAAUUUUAAUGGUUAUUAUAAUUUGUUAAAUUGAUUUUUAACACGCUUUUAUUAGCUUCACUUGUUAAUAUUGUAUUCAGGGAAAUAGAUCUAGUUUGUAAGUGCAGAUGAAAAAUCAAAGUUCCAAGAUUAUAUUUUUGUUACUAUUGUUUACUUAUUUGUAUUUUUUUGUACUUAAGUCGGUGGCACAACGAAAAAUAGUUAAAUGCACUCCUGCUGUUUAAAAUGGGUUUGUUUUCUAAGUCAUUAUGUCACACUUAUAUUAUGUAAACGCCUGUACUUCGCAUCCUGCCAAUUGAUAGUAAAUCAUGAUUAUCUCAACACAUGAUACGAAAUUGACAUAAUUUGUAUGACGCAAGUGUGUUAUGAAAACUAUCCACAGUAUGGUGUCAUUUUUAGUAAAAGAUUUUUGUUUAUCUAUCUUCUUAGAGAGAGCAAAACAAAAACUGUGUUAUCGUCGCACAUUUACAAAAAUAUUAAUACAGCGCCUUCCUUUUCCGCUAAAAGACAAAACACUGUUACUUUUGCCACAAGGAGGUUCAGCAAUCUUUUUAGAUAAAUCAGUACACUUGCACAUAAUGUAUAGCGCAAUGCCUUAAUUUUAUUGAUAUACUGACACUGAGCAGACGACGAGAAAGCUAGACAGAAAUAUAACACCCACUGUUGAUCCAAGAAAAAAUUGUCACAUUCACUAACAAUUAAAUAUGUGAAGCUUAACUAAGGCUUUAUUUAAGUUCAAGCUAAGAUUAUAAAUACUUAUUUUGAAAGGGAAAAAUAUAUCUCUUAUAUUGUUUUACUAUUUUGGACUGGUCUGCUCAGUGCCUUAUUGCUGCCAAAGGUGCUAUUUUAGUCGAAUAAGUGUAAAUGCAUUAAAAACAAGCUUAAUUAUGCAGAUUAGAUGCUACUUACAUUGUACUUAGGUUGUAUGAAAAUAAUGAAUCUUUUUUCCUCGAGUUUUGUCAACUUUUCAGUUAGGUAGAAUGAAAUAACUAAUAGAUUAGCAUUUUGUCUGCUUGAUACAAAAUAAUCGUACCAAAUAAAUAGAACCAAGCAUAGAUAAUUAUUAAUAACUAUGACUUUAUUUCAAGUUUUACGAAUUGAGUGAUAAUAUAAUGUACAAACUACGGUUGUAUGAAGCAGAAUUGAAACGAGUUAUGUUGAGUUUAGCAAACCUUUGGAGGCUUUAUAAGUAACUUUUAUUUAUUACCAAAUUUAAAUGCGUGUGCCUCAAACAAUGCAAUAACUAGUACCUAAUGUGAGUGUAAUACGCGUCUCGUGUAAGCAGCACCACAUAGCAGUGUCUAGAAGUAGCUUUAAUGUCGUUAACUGUUACAAAUUGUGAUGUUAUUAUGUAAUAAAUUAUUAUAACUGUUGAAA
Messenger RNA from Trichoplusia ni (cabbage looper), 5269 nucleotides. RefSeq names its product mitochondrial uncoupling protein 4 (gene Ucp4A). The transcript is spliced from 7 exons. The record is from RefSeq and is a predicted model, not a curated record. Bases 2291 to 3241 code for a protein of 316 amino acids. NCBI's taxonomy places the organism in Eukaryota, Metazoa, Arthropoda, Insecta, Lepidoptera, Noctuidae. Gene Ontology annotation, biological process: response to cold.